Dujonia railenensis is the source of this 912-nucleotide messenger RNA. Lineage: Eukaryota; Fungi; Ascomycota; Pichiomycetes; Serinales; Debaryomycetaceae. The record is from the annotation of a GenBank genome assembly.
AUGAAAUUGAGAGUAGCUUACAUUCCAGAACACUUCUCCACUCCUUUGUUCUUUGCAGAACAGCAAAAAUAUUUUCAAGAUAAGGGCUUGGAAAUUGAAUUUGUUGAAGUCCUUGAAGGUACUGGAAGACUCAUCAAGCUUCUCAACGAGAAAGAGGUUGAUGUAGCCAUCGGUUUGACCGAAGGAUUUGUAGCAGACUUAGGGAAGGGUAAUGAAACUUAUAAAAUUGUGGACACUUAUGUCAAAUCUCCGUUAUGUUGGUCAAUUAGUACUGGGAUCGACAGAGCUGAUAUUACUAAUGCUAACGAUUUACAAGGUAAGAAGAUUUCAGUGUCUAGAAUCGGCUCAGGCUCUUACAUUAUGAGUUUUGUCUUGGGCCACCAAUUAAAUUUCCCUAGUCCCUUUUUCUCUGGUUAUCCAAUUAGACACAAUUUCAAGAAUUUAAGAGACUCUGUGAAUUUGGUAGGAGAGGAUUCUUCCGAACAUAGUGAAGCUUUCAUGUGGGAACAUUUCACUUCUAAAAAAUAUUACGAUAACAAAGAAAUUAAGAAAAUUGGUGAGAUAUACACACCAUGGCCAUCAUGGGUUGUUACUGUCAGAAAAGAAAUUUUAGAUUCUCAUUACGACGAUGUUAAGAAUUUUGUGGGGUCGAUCAAUAAGGGAAUUAAAUAUUUCCAAGCUAAUAAUGGUGAAGCAGUACAACACAUUGCUACUAACUUAGAUUACAGUGAAGCUGAUGCGACUGAAUGGUUGAAAACUGUAACAUUUAACGACUCUAUUGGAGAGGCUUCACUUGAUUGGGAAUCUGUAGUUAAGAAGACAGCCGAUAUCUUGAAGAUUGCUGGUGUAUUAACUGACGAUGAAGAUGUCAUUAGUCAAAGAUUAGAAAACGGUGUGAUCAAGAAAUUGUGA